GACGAGCAGGACCAGCAGGACCAGCAAGACAGUAAGACAGAGAGAGACCGUCAAAGAGCAGAGCCUUGUCUUGUCGUCUUGACAGACAGAAAGAUAGACAGAGGCAGAUGCUUGUCAACCGUGUGUCUGACAGGCACGGCUGGUGAUAUGCUCCGGCCAUCUUCCACGCCAUCAGAGCGUCGCAGCGUUACAGCCAGGGCAAGGCAGCCACCCACGGCUCUUACGGCUUCUGUGCGAUGAUGCUAUCGCUCUGGAGUACUCCGUACAGACCUACUACAAGUCGGAGACGUAGUAGUGCCACUUAACUUUUGCACUCGAAGUGCCUGCAAGGCCCGGCUUUUUGUCGCUUAGGAGCAUGGACAUGGACAUGGACGGCAUACCCGCACUCCGUACUAUAUUUUUCUUUUAUCAACAACCUCCCGGAUAGAGGUCCCGUCGGUUUUGGCCUCUGGAUUCCGUUGCUCCAAGCUCGUUUCUUCUUCCUUUCUCCGUUGGACAGCUCGCAACUUAACAGCCCAAAAUCCUGCUGGCUGGAGAGGGCUACCCUUUUCGCCAUGUACCGGCCCGAGACAGCUGGGUGGAUGCCCAUCAGCAUGUUUUCUUUCUCUCUCCCUUGUUUCUCUUACAUAUAUAUACAUGUAUAGUUGACCAGGGCAUGGGAAAACCUGGAGAAGAACUCAAAGGCAGGCCGCAAAGCACACACUGCCAACGAGUAGUGACCUCUAUUGAUACGAUACGGUUUACUUCGAGGGAGUUGCUUACUGCAAGGCUAUCAAGCCGUCGAUCUCCCCGGUCGUACGCAAUCAAAGGAGCCUUGUCUCUCCCUGUCUGCAAAUACGGCAGCAAACACAAGUCAAUCAGAAGCAAACAGAGCAGAAAAGCAAGCAGAGCAGCACAGUCAGAGUAUGAGCAUCCUCCCCCAGGCUCUCGCACCGGCUAUCUUGACUUUACCUGCCCGUCCAUGGUCCGGUCUUUUGCCUGGAUGCAGGAUGGGGCACUCCUCUUCCCAAUUGCUGCACCAGGAUGGAGUCGGAGUCUGGAUAAUUAAAAACGGCUCCUCCCAUUCAGCAGCCCAGCCGACCACCCGGGUUUCCCUUGUGCUAUCAAGUAUAUGGGACACUGCCUUGUGCUAUUACAUAUGGCUGCCUCUGGUAUCCGUGGCACUGCCUGCCUGCUCCCGUGCUUGAUAUUAAAUGCACUAAUGCACUAAUGCACAAGAGAGGCCCCAUGUUUCCUUUCGGGCAUCCACUGCUGCUGCUUAACUGCCUGCCCUCCAGGGACAAGUCUCUCCAGAUCGGCUGGUGAAUGGGCGCCUUCUGAUGCACCUCCAAGCAUCUC
This is a messenger RNA of Trichophyton rubrum CBS 118892, 1338 nucleotides long. RefSeq lists its product as uncharacterized. The transcript has a single exon. The coding region runs from base 656 to 1048 and encodes 130 amino acids. NCBI's taxonomy places the organism in Eukaryota, Fungi, Ascomycota, Eurotiomycetes, Onygenales, Arthrodermataceae. The record is from RefSeq and is a predicted model, not a curated record.